AUGUUCCCUGCAGGAAACCCUUGGGCACUUGCGACGUCAUCGACAGUCGCAAUUGAGUUCGUAAGCACUAACGUAACCGUUCCCACCCCUCUGCUCCCUCGCACCCCUCUGCUCCCUCCCACCCCUCUGCUCCCUCUCACCCCUCUGCUCCCUCGCACCCCUCUGCUCCCUCCCACACAUCUCCUCCCUCCCUCCCACCCCUCUGCUCCCUCUCUCCCCUCUGUUCCCUCUCUCCCCUCUGUUCCCUCUCUCCCCUCUGUUCCCUCUCUCCCCUCUGUUCCCUCUCUCCCCUCUGUUCCCUCUCUUCCCUCUGUUCCCCCUCUCCCCUCUGUUCCCUCUCUCCCCUCUGCUCCCUGUCACCCCUCUGCUCUCUCUCACCCCGCUGCUCCAGGCGUAGGGAGUGGCAGCACAGGCGGCGGCGGGGCGGUGGAGGCGGGCGUGCAGGUGGCGACGCAGAUCACGGUGCCGGGCGUGUGGUGGCACGGGCGGCCCUUGAAGGGCGGCAGUGGGAAGCAGCGGGUGGGUGCGGUGUGCAAGCAUGUGCACUUCUUUGCCAACCCCGCCUGCAAGGGCAAGCCGCUGGGUCAGGUGCUCAAGCCGCAUUACUCCCUUCUGCGCAAAUUCUUCAAUGUUCCCAGACGUCACCUGCGAGAACACCAAGUGUUCGAGCAACUCCACAUGCACCCCAACGAGUGA
Messenger RNA from Closterium sp. Naga37s-1, 696 nucleotides. Lineage: Eukaryota; Viridiplantae; Streptophyta; Zygnematophyceae; Desmidiales; Closteriaceae. The record is from the annotation of a GenBank genome assembly.